AUGUAUACAAUAGAGCAUCAACCACCACAAUCACGAUACAAUUAUAUUUCAAAUAAACUGCCAAAAUUAACUUCAAAUUCAAUACAUACUUUUAAUAUGUCACCAAGAUCAUCACCAAGGGAUAUUGAUUAUGAAGAAUAUAGUAGUCCAAGAAAUGCAAUCAACAGUACUUUUACAAAUCUGUUUGAUAAUUUAUCAUUAAAUAUACAAGAGCAACAAUCAACAAAUAUAAUUUCUCAACAACAACAACAAUUACUAUAUCAAUAUCAAUCUAUAAUAUCACAAUUGAAUAAAUUAAUAAAUUUAAAAGAUCCUUCACUUAUAUUGGAGAAUAAUAAAGAUUACGAAUUCUUUGAAAAAUUUAGAAAUGAAAAUAAUGAACAUCAAAAUGAAUUUUUCUCAAAUCUAAUAGUACCCAAAAACAUAUGGUUAAAAGAUGAUAUAAUUAUAAAAGACAUUAAAGUAAAAGUAACAAUGCUAAAUGAAAUAAAUGGAAUGAUGGAAUCAGAAUUAAAAAAUAUACAAAAUCAAUCUACUUUUGAAGAAAUUACAUUAAAUUAUUAUUCAAAAUUAUUAAUGGCAUAUAAAUUUUAUGAAUUACCAGUAAAACCCAAAUCAAACAACAACAACUACCGAAACACAAAUAGUAAUUAUUUCACAACAUUACAAGAAAAUGAUGAAGAAGAUGAAGAAUUUAAUACAUUUGAUAAACCAAUGUAUCGUACAAUAUCAAAUAAAUCAAAUUAUUCGAAUAGUUCAAAUAAUAAAAAUAGAAGAGCAAGUAAUGGAAGUUCAAUAUCGAAAAGAAGAUUUUCAUCAUUUUUAAGUAACCACAACAAUAAUAACAACAACGGGAAACAAAGUACUCUAAAUUCUCCAGAUCAUGAAGAAAAUGGGAAUAGAAAUCCAAUAACACCUCCACAAAUGUCAAAUUCAAGAUUUCCAUCAAAUCAAGAUAACAUAAGUCCAACUCCACAUUCACAACAAGAUAAUUCAUCUUUAUCAUCAUCAAUGACAACUUUAAAUUCAAUAUUAUCAAAACUGAAAUUAUAUAAUAAAAUGAAGAAAAAUAAUAAUAGAGAAUCAACAUCAUCAAUAAAUUCAAAUAUAUCAAAUCAUAGUCCAUUAAGUAAUAGAAGUAGUAUAAGUACAACCAACACAGGAACUACAUCAAUAGGAUCACGUAGAAAAAGUAUGAGAUUAAAAAACAAUAAUAACAGCACUAACUCCAGCAAUCAAAAUAAUAUAACUCCUUUAUCAUCAUCAACGAAUUUAAGUGGUAGUUAUAAUAAUUCGAGUGUUUCUUCAUUUGUUUCUGCAAAUACUAUAAUAGUACCAACUCCAAUAUUAAGUUCUGAAGAGGAAGUACAGAAGAAAGAAAAAUUAAAAGAUAAGAAUGAUUAUUAUUUACAAAUUGUGAAAUUAAAUAAUAUUAUUUCUAAUAUAUUGAAUUAUUUGAAGAAUGGUAACAACAGUAUGAAGUUAUUCAAAUUCUUGGACUUUAUAAAGAAAUACUUGAUCAAAUUUAUAAUAAUUGAUCUAUAUUCCAUGAUAUUACAAUACAUUGAAUCAUGA
This is a messenger RNA of Lodderomyces jiufengensis, 1575 nucleotides long. RefSeq lists its product as uncharacterized. Bases 1 to 1575 code for a protein of 524 amino acids. The record is from RefSeq and is a predicted model, not a curated record. The transcript has a single exon. Lineage: Eukaryota; Fungi; Ascomycota; Pichiomycetes; Serinales; Debaryomycetaceae.